Messenger RNA from Symbiodinium sp. CCMP2592, 2886 nucleotides. Lineage: Eukaryota; Dinophyceae; Suessiales; Symbiodiniaceae. The record is from the annotation of a GenBank genome assembly.
AUGGAUCAGGUCCUCAGAGAAGAUCACGAGGGUGUUGCUGUUUAUGUGGCUCCAUCGAAAGCGCUUGUCAAUCAGGUGAGUGCAGAAAUCUACGCGCGCUUUGGAAGUAAGAUAUUCCCGGCCCACUCCAAGCAUGAACUGUUGGGAGUUUUUCUCAAGGAGUUCAAUACAGCCGGAGGUGUCGCGGAGGCUGGCAAGUGGAAGCAGUGCCAGGUGCUCGUCACCAUUCCGCACAUCCUCGAGAUGCUGCUGCUUUCAGCGGAGAACCAGGACUGGGUGGCUAGACUGCGGUACGUGGUCUUCGACGAGGUGCACUGCAUCGGGGAGCAAGAAGGUGGAGAGCAGUGGGAGCAUUGCAUGCAGUUGAUUCCAUGCCCUUUCAUCGCCCUCAGCGCAACGGUGUCCGAUCCGAGCUUCUUUCACAACUGGCUGAGCCGGGUAAAUGAGCUGAAGAAGACCUCCAAGGUAAGCAUUGUGGAGCAUCGUGAGCGAUGGAAUGAUCUGUACAAAUAUGUUUGGGUCGGAGGAAAGCUGAGGCCGCUGCAUCCUUUCUGCUGCUUCGUUGAGAGCUCGCUGCGCCGAAACGGAAUCUCGUCCGACCUGAGCCUCGUACCAAGGGAGAUGGUGCAACUACACCAAGAGGUCCAAAGAAUUAUCGGCGUGAACGACAAGUGGGACAGGCUGUCUCCGGCAAAAUAUUUUGCGGGUCAAGCGUUUGCUACGAAAAUCGAUGCGAGGGGGUAUGAAAGGGAGUUGAAGGAAGCGUUCUUGCAGCUGCUUCACGAUGAUGUACUCGGCACCGAGGGCUUCUCAAAGCUCACCAUGGCCCUGCAGCAGCCCGCAGGGCUUGAAAGCUUCAAGCCGCCACCUCGGACGGAGACCGACGAGGUGGACCUCACGAAGUUGGUGAAGGAAACUUCCUACCUGCAGGCUUCGACCCUCUUCAAGCUCUGCAAGGAUCUUGACCAAAAAGAUAUCAUGCCAGCGAUCAUCUUCAAUUUCUCCAGGAAAGAGAUCGAACGAAUGCUCAAGAAGCUCGUUGAGGAGCUGGAGAAACUCCAAUACAACAAGUACUGGGGUGAUGAGGAGGCGAAGAUCAGAACCAGAAAGAUCAAUGACAAGCGAAAAGCAGAUUAUGACCAGAAGAAAACUGCAUUCGAUGAGGCUCAGAAGAUGCGAGCUAGCGCGAAGCAAGAAGGAACUGCUGCUCGAAAGUCUGGCGAGAUAGAAGGCCGCGGAGGAAGAAAGGCUGAAGCUGUGGACAUAUCAGAGGACCUCAUGCUGCAAGAACCAAAAGAGCCGAAGGACAUCUCUGAAGAAAUCGACCCAGAGUUCACCUUUCACUCGGCACGAGCCCUCGGCGUUUGGCAGGAGGACAUCGACGAAGUAAUCAACGACGCCAAGAAGAAGGGCGGCGCUGAGAAUUGGAUGGUCGAGGGUCUCAGGAGAGGACUCGGUAUCCAUCACGAGGGCCUGAAGAAGGGCUAUAGAGAUGCUGUGGAAAUUCUUUUCCGUCGUGGGUACUUGCGAGUUGUGUUUGCCACCGGCACUUUGGCGCUCGGCAUCAACAUGCCGUGCCGAUCGACGAUCUUCUGUGGAGACUCUCUGGAGCUGACUGGACUGAUGUACCGGCAAAUGAGUGGUCGAGCAGGGAGGCGAGGCUUCGACCUGCUCGGGCAAGUGAUUUUCCUGGACAAGCCAUUCACGAAGAUCCAACGGCUCAUCACGUCAGAUCUGUCGAGCUUGGCUGGUGAAUUCACGCUUUCUCCAACAAUUCUUCUGAGGGCACUGCACGAGUACGAGAGAAUGCUGGAGCUCAAGGAGGAAGGCACCUUGGGCAGAACUCUUGAAGACAUCACUCGGUGUCUGGCGCCUGUGUUCGAGCUGCCGUUCUUUCAAAGCAAAACCGCUGAGCUGAAGACCCAAGUAGCCUUUCACACGCGGUUCACCUUAGAGCUUCUGUACAGAGAAGGACACAUUGCGCGGGACGGCUCGACAAGGAACUUGGCGAAUCUGUGUACACAUCUCUUCGAGGCUGAGCCGGCCAACCUCGUGCUUUCCAGGCUCCUCUGCAGUGGAGUUCUGCACGAGUAUCUGGCCGAGGAGGCUCCCAAGAUGCUCAAGGGCGACCGACGGACGCACCUCACCGUGAAGCUCGUCUCUGUGUUGGGCUGGAUCUUUUUUCGACGAAGGCUGCCGCCCAGCAUUCCGAAGGAGCGGAUUCCAAGAAAGAAGAACCUACCUUCGGAGGGAUGUCCUCGCCUUCCUCCACUGCCGUCGAGGAUAAAGAAGGAGAUUCAGAGAUACAACAGCCAGCUCUUUGAAGUCUUCCAGGAUUUUGCCUGGACAGUGGCGAUGACCAGGAAGCACGGGCAGAUUGACCUGACACUACCUGCAAGUGGAAGGUGUUUUCCCGUGGGCUUGGACGAAAGGGGGGAUCCGUUUGAAAAGAAGAGCGGCCUAGGAAAUGCACUUUUCAAGCAGGUCGUGAAGUACAAGUCACGCUCACCCUUCUCGGCUUUAUCUGGCGCUGGUGACUUCUACCUGACACCCUCGGACCUGUCCAAGAACUGCAGGAACGUCCUGCACUUGGACUUGAACGCCAUCCCAACAGUGGCCUGCCCGCCGACCGGUGCGGAUGCCAAUCGGGAGCUAGAGGCGACGAAUAGCUGGAUCCUGGACUACAUGAUCCAUGGACAGCGGAAGUAUCUUUGGGAGGACAACGGCCUCAAUGCCACACGCGCAUGGAAGCUGAUUGAUGAGUUCGUGCAAACUUUGAAGAAGGCAGUGAAAGUAAUGAAGGCUUUCGCGAAAGAGGAUGACAUCGUGCUGACCACCAUGACUCAGCUUGCCAAGGAAAUGGAAGUCUUCCACAAGAAGGCAUAA